AUGGUCCAUGAAAAUGAAAAGAGUAAGUCUAGAGUCUUCAACACCCAAGCUGUGAUUAUCGACAAUGGCUCUGGACUGUGCAAGGCCGGGGUCUCGGGAGAAGUUGGCCCACGACACGUCAUUGCCUCUGUUCUUGGCUGCCCCAAAAGCAAAUUAUCGUUAUCCAAAAACCGGCAAAAGGAAUGCUAUAUAGGAGAUGAAGCCCAGGACAGGCGCGAAAUGUUGUCCUUGAGAUAUCCCAUCGAGGGCGGCAGCGUUACUUCAUGGGACGACAUGGAAAAGAUCUGGAAACACAUCUAUACCAAAGGGCUGAGAAUGAAAGCGUUUGAGAGGCCUUUGCUCAUGACGGAGUCACCUCUGAAUCCCAAAGAAGACCGAGUCAAACUCACUCAGUUGAUGUUUGAAUGCUUUAAGGUGCCGGCCUUCUACCUCUCUAUUCAAGCCAUCCUAUCUCUCUAUGCUUCGGCACGCUAUACUGGGAUAGUGAUGGACAGUGGCUUUGGGGUCAGCCACGCGGUGCCAGUAUACGAGGGGUACUGUUUGCCCCACGCCGUUACCAGGUUGGAUAUUGGUGGCAGAGAUAUCACGGAGUUCUUGAGGGAACUGCUUCUGGAAAACAGACAAUACUUCAGGAAAUUUCCAGAAGGGAGCAACAUUGUGGAAGACAUCAAAGUGAAGCUGUGUUUCGUGGCCCUGGAUGCCUACCAUGAACAGAAUAGGAGGUCUGAGGAAUUUCCCAAGGAAUAUGAGCUCCCUGAUGGUAACAAGAUCAAAAUUGGUGAUGCCCUCUUCCUAGCGCCGGAGAUCCUUUUCACACCCAGCAACAUUAACAGAAACGGGCAAGGCCUUCACAAAAUGAUUGCCAAGAGCAUCAAAAAAUGUGACCCCAGCAUCCAAAGCGUGCUCUACAGCAACGUAUUGCUUUCUGGAGGUUCCUCUCUCUUUCCCCGAUUAGACGAGAGGGUCUUCAAAGGGCUGGAAACUCAAGUCUCCCAAGGGGUUCCCAUCAAGGUCAUCGCGCCCCCAGAUCGGUGGUUCUCGACAUGGAUCGGGGCCUCCAUCAUUACAUCCCUGAGCACCUUCAAGCAGAUGUGGGUCACCGCUGCCGACUACAGAGAGUUUGGACCCAACGUUGUCCUGAGAAAGUGCUUUUAA
Molecule: messenger RNA, 1155 nt
Organism: Rhineura floridana
Lineage: Eukaryota; Metazoa; Chordata; Lepidosauria; Squamata; Rhineuridae
Product: actin-related protein T2-like
Exons: 1
Coding region: 1-1155 (384 amino acids)
Source: RefSeq, a predicted model, not a curated record